AUGAUGAUGAUGAGCUUGAAGAAGAGCCCUCAAAUUGAUGAGAAAGAGAAAGGAGCAUUAUCCCCUAGGGAAUCACCAGUAUCAUCAUCAUCCAAGGCAAGUUCUUGUAAUAAUAAGAAUAAUAAUAAAAAGAAGUAUGUAGAGCCACCAAGCCCUGCUUUACCUUCUGGUUGUUGCCGAGGAUUCACCAAUAAUAAUAAUAAUAAUGUCAAGAUCAAGAAUAAUGCUACUUCUACUACUAAUAAUGGAUCCAUAGCCUCAACCUCACAACAAAAUCACCAAACACUCGAAUCUAAGGUGGCAGAUUUAGAAAAGGAAGUGCAAAAGCAAGCAGAACUAAGAGUAAUGUAUAGAAAAAGAAUGGAAAGAACACAAGACUACUUGAGAUAUUGCCUUCAAAUAGCACAAGAGAAUGGAAUAUUGGACCUUAUUGUUCAACAACCUCCUCUCUCUCAUGCUUUAAGCUCAUCCUCCAUUAUUGCAAGCCCUCAAGUUCAAAUCCCCACUUCUACUACUACUACUCAUCUUGCUCGUAUCAUAGAUCAAGCCAAAAUCAAUGGAUGGUACAUUGAUCCUAUUGAGAUUCAUUUGCAAGAGAAAAUUGGGGAAGGAAGCACCGCAGACAUAUACAAGGGAAGAUGGCGAGGAUUUCAAGUGGCAGUGAAAUGCAUAUCGCCAGAGUUCUUCCACACAAACCAAAACGGCGUCGUUUUCUUCGUUCAAGAACUCGAAACCCUCUCCAAACAACGCCAUAGAUUUGUUCUUCAGCUAAUGGGUGCGUGCUUGGACCCUCCCCAACAAGCAUGGAUUGUAACCGAGUACUUAACCACCAAUCUAAAAGAGUAUCUGCAUGGACCUGGCAAUACAAGAAGCAAAGAGAGAGUGGUGCCACUCUCACCCUUUAGAGAGAGGAUUGUCAUGGCAUUGGAGAUUGCACAAGCCAUGCAAUAUUUGCAUCGCCAGAACCCUAAGAUUAUUCAUCGUGAUCUCAAACCUAGUAAUAUUUUUUUAGACGAUGCGUUGCAUGUUAGGGUUGCGGAUUUCGGUCAUGCCAGAUUCUUAGGCGAUCAGGAGAUGGCUCUCACUGGAGAAACAGGAACAUAUGUGUACAUGGCACCAGAGGUGAUCCGAUGUGAACCUUACAAUGAAAAAUGUGAUGUAUACAGUUUUGGAAUCAUACUCAAUGAGCUUCUAACUGGAAACCAUCCAUACAUUGAGACAGAAUAUGGUCCCACCAAGAUUGCAAUGGGAGUUGUGGAGGGUAAGCUGAGGCCAAUGCUUCCAUGUGAUGAUGAUUCUAACCUAAUGGAAGACCUAAUUGACCUUAUUAACCUUUGCUGGCAUGCAAACCCAUCAACAAGACCAUCUUUUGAAGCUAUCACACGUACCCUUGAAAUUUAUGUGAAGAAGCUCUAUCAAACUAUAUCAACUCCUUAA
This is a messenger RNA of Arachis duranensis, 1437 nucleotides long. RefSeq names its product serine/threonine-protein kinase STY13-like. Bases 1 to 1437 code for a protein of 478 amino acids. Gene Ontology annotation, biological process: protein phosphorylation. Gene Ontology annotation, molecular function: ATP binding; protein kinase activity. Lineage: Eukaryota; Viridiplantae; Streptophyta; Magnoliopsida; Fabales; Fabaceae. The transcript is spliced from 5 exons. The record is from RefSeq and is a predicted model, not a curated record.